AGAUAUUGGAUAUUGGAUAUUGGAAACCAGUUCAAGGCAACGUUAAAGAAAAGGCGGUAGAGUCUGAAGGUGAGCUACUUUCUACGUUGUCCCCUUAAUUUCGCUUCACAGUUAACAGCAGCCGUAAAGAACAGUCUAAUUCCAGUCGAUUAAGUAAUUUUUGGUUCAACAAUCUCAGUGUCCUUUCUAUUCUACAAAAAUUGCUUUUGACUUCUACCUAACAGAUGUCAGAUUAUGACGAUGUUUUAUGUAGUUCUCUGAAAUUGAAAUCUGGCCAAGGAAUAAAAAAAAAAAAGAAAAAGCAUGCUAAAAAAUUAGCACCAAACGAUCUUGAAGUGGUGACUGUCAAUACCACUGAAAUUAAUCCAAACGACGAAACUGUCAAAGAAGUGAAUAAUAAUAAUAAUUCAAAGCCUACAUAUAAAAAUUUAACUAAAUCACAAAUAGAAUGGGAGAAACGUCGAGAUAAACGUAUAUUUGAAUCUGUACUAUCAAAGGCAGAUAAAUCUCAUAAACAAAGAAUAAUUGAAUUUAACAAUUAUCUGAGUACUCUCACUGAACAUUUCGAUAUACAGAAAGUUUCUUGGACGAAAUAGGUUGCAACUGAGCCUAAUUUGUUGUCGAAUACUUUUUGUGUGAAAUUUCAAAUACUUAUGAAUAUGUAUUUAAUAUUGAGCUCUAAACAUGUGAUUUUCUUAUUUCUUGCAAACGUUUUCGAAUUAUAUUUGACUGUAAUAAUCUAAAAA
Molecule: messenger RNA, 746 nt
Organism: Schistosoma turkestanicum
Lineage: Eukaryota; Metazoa; Platyhelminthes; Trematoda; Strigeidida; Schistosomatidae
Source: the annotation of a GenBank genome assembly